AAUGAUGAUAAUAUAGAUAAUGAUGAUUUGUCUAAUAUUGUAAAAGAGAUAAAAGAAGAGAAAGAGAUUCCUUGUAAUAGAGAAGAAGAUAGAAAGAGUAAACGGAUUAUAUCUAAGACUAAAAAGCUUAACGAAAAUAAAGGUGUGGUUGUCAAAUCAAAAACAUCAUGCAAAAAAAAAUAUACUCGGUCUUGGAAGGAAAGAUGGAGCUACUGUGCAAGAUGCAACAUUCAAUUUGAAGCAAGAGAUCUUUUGGUUGCACAUAAGAAGGAGUUUCAUAAAGAUACUGGGUAUAUGUGUGACGUUUGCGGCAAACUAUUUUCCCGCCGUGCAACUAUAACCACGCACAAGCUUAUCCAUAGACCGGCGAGCUUCAAGUGCGAGCAUUGCUCCUACUGCACGUCGCUCAAGGCCGAUCUUAAGGAGCACAUGUACACACAUUCUAACGUCAAACACUACAAGUGCAAAGAGUGCCCCCUCUCGUUCAAAACAGCAUCAACAUUGAAACAUCAUGUCCAGGUGCAGCACGAAAAAACACCCAAAUAUCCUUGCACUAAAUGCGACAAGGGAUAUUACUCGUUGUUCAGAUUACAAACUCACAUGGAUGGACAUGAAUCGAUUAAACGCGAAAAUAAUGGGGUGGUUGUCAAAUCAAAAACAUCAUGCAAAAAAAAAUAUACUCGGUCUUGGAAGGAAAGAUGGAGCUACUGUGCAAGAUGCAACAUUCAAUUUGAAGCAAAAGAUCUCUUGGUUGCACAUAAGAAGGAGUUUCAUAAAAAUCAUAAACGUAAAGAUUCUGGGUAUAUGUGUGAGGUGUGCGGCAAACUAUUUUCCCGCCGUGCAGCUAUAACCACGCACAAGCUUAUCCAUAGACCGGCGAGCCUCAAGUGCGAGCAUUGCUCCUACUGCACGUCGCUCAAGUCUGAUCUGAAGAAGCACAUGUACACACAUUCUGACGUCAAACACUACAAGUGCAAAGAGUGCCCCCUCUCGUUCAAAACAGCAUCAACAUUGAAACAUCACGUCCAGGUGAAUCACGAAAAAACACCCAAAUAUUUUUGCACUAAGUGCGACAAGGGAUAUUACUCCAUGUCCAGAUUACAAAGUCAUAUGGAUGCACAUGAAUCGAUUAAACGGCAUCAAUGUGACGUCUGUCGAACGUUGUUCGCAAAGCGCACUUAUUUGACGAAGCAUAUAUUGAAGCAGCAUGGUAUCAUUCUGCCGAAACCAAGGCGCGGAAAACGGAAAAUUAAUGAAGUUAUUGAAAAUCUCUGUAAAUAAUAAAACAUUUGCAUAUUUUA
This is a messenger RNA of Colias croceus (clouded yellow), 1301 nucleotides long. RefSeq names its product zinc finger protein 98-like. The record is from RefSeq and is a predicted model, not a curated record. Lineage: Eukaryota; Metazoa; Arthropoda; Insecta; Lepidoptera; Pieridae. The transcript is spliced from 8 exons. Bases 295 to 1281 code for a protein of 328 amino acids.